AUCGAAUCAUUUGGUUAUCAAUAACUAAGGAAGAAUUCCUUGCAUAGAUAGUACAUAAACAGUACUGCUGAGUAAGAUUCAUAACAUAAUUUUGAGUACUAUAUACAGAAAAUCUUACAACUCGAUUUUACGAUAAAUGAAUUUAUGAUUUAUGAUAAAUUGAACAUCGCGUGCUGUCGAUGUACGUAUAAUUUACUGUCGAUCAAAUAAACGUGAACGUAUUCCACGUGUAUAUGGUACUUGAAAAGGCUAUACUUUUCUAAAAAAGCAGUGACGUAAUAAAAGAAAUACUUUGCAAGUCUUUACUGGAGAAAACAUAGUUACUUUCAAUAAAGACAAAUUGUUUGGAACUGCAAGUUAAAAAAGAAGAGUGUUACUAAUACAUACAAAGGAGGUUCUUUGUACUUAAUUAGGAUAUUAAUCAUUAAUCCUUUUUCUAGCCAGAUGAGUACAGUUAACAAAACUACUACUUCUACUGACAGUAUAAAUGGACAAAAUAAACGAGACGUUGAGGAAAUUACAAUCCCUGUGCCAUGGGGUCACAUAAGUGGCCGAUUGUGGGGAUCAAUGGAACAUGAACCAAUAGUUGCAUUACACGGAUGGCAGGACAACUGUGGGAGUUUUGAUAAUUUAAUUCCUUUGUUACCUCAUGAUAUAUCUGUACUUUGCCUGGAUAUGCCUGGACAUGGAUUAUCUUCUCAUUACCAAAAAAGUCAGUACUAUUAUCUUUAUUGGGAUGGUAUAAUUCUACUCCGUAGAAUUGUAAAACAUUUCAAAUGGAACAAGAUAAAAUUACUUGGACAUUCCUUGGGAGGAGCAAUAGCUUUCUUAUAUGCUGCAUCAUUUCCCGAUGAUGUGGAGUUUGUCAUUAGUAUAGACAUUGCAGGUCCUACUGUAAAAAACUCAACAAAAACUGCUGCUAUGACUGGUGCUAUAGUUGAUAAGUUUUUAACUUAUGAGAAACAUGAUAAUGAACAUGUUCCAUCCUAUACAUACGAUGAAGCACUUGAUUUAGUAGAGGAUGCUUAUCAUGGUUCUGUAAGCAAAGAAAGUGCAACAGUAUUAAUGAAACGUGGUGUGCGUCCCACAUAUGAUUCCCAGCGGUACUGCUUUUCACGGGACACACGAUUGAAGAUUGCUGGAUUGGGCAUGCCAGAUAAUUUGGAAUUUGUGCUUGCAUAUGCAGGCAGAAUAAAAUGUGCUUAUCUCAACAUUCGUGCUUCGAAAGGAUUGAAAUAUGAUAAUCCAGAUGAUUACAAAUUGACCUUAGAUAAAAUAAAAGUAGGUUCCACAAAAUUUGAAUAUCACGAAGUUGAAGGAACUCAUCACGUUCACUUAAACAAUCCUGAAAGAGUUGCACCAAUCAUCAGCAACUUUCUACGUACUUAAUGACGAAACAGUUUAGAAAAUAAACUAUAAAACUGGAUUAUAGUUGGUUAAUUAACAAAUUAGUUACGUGAAAGUUAUAUUAAUUACACAAUACUAAUUCAUACGUUCCAAUUUACAUUAGAGUAUGAAUGAAUUAGAUGUCAAUUCUAAUAGUCUUCUUUAUGUUGUCUUCAAAUUUUGGAUGGUUUAUACCAGAUGGAUUUAAUUUAGAUAAAUUGUAGCGUUUUGUAUCGGUAUAUUUGGUAGAUAAAUAUACACGCACAAACAUUAUUUAUUGAAAGUAUAAUAUUUAUUAGAAGUAGCAACUAAAUAAUGGAUCAUAUUUUUUAAGGAUAUACGAAAACUGUCCACGUUUUCGUUUCCGUCAAUGUUCCGUUGAAAAAGAAAAAUAGCAUUACUGGUUUUAGAUAAAAUUUAAUUUGCGCUGCUUCUAUUUGUUUGACUGUGCGUCAGGAGUUAAAAAUAAACUCAAUGGUAAUAAAUAUAAUUCCAUACAAAGACACCGAAGGUUGUCUUUACUGAGACGAAUGAUGCACUACUUCUUUUUUUAAUGGACAUUGCGUUUAGCUGGUCAUAACGAUAAUGUAUUAAUACAUCAAUAAUGCGCAGCGGAAAAUUUUACCAGUUUAUGCUUCCAUAGACAACACGAUGAUAAAAAAAACUUUGAAGCGAUAUUCGCUAUCAUUACGUUCCUUUUGUAUGUUAAAAUUCCCUUAAACUAUUUUUUAAAAGAAACGAAAUAAGAAGAAUGUUCCAUGGCGGGUUCCACGUGUAUUUAUAGAUAUACCUAUUGUAAUUUAUUAAAAUAAAUAAAAGAAUUAUGAGAAAGAAUUAA
Molecule: messenger RNA, 2224 nt
Organism: Megalopta genalis
Lineage: Eukaryota; Metazoa; Arthropoda; Insecta; Hymenoptera; Halictidae
Source: RefSeq, a predicted model, not a curated record